AUGCGGAAGCAUAUUGGCAACCCUCGUGGAAAAUUUGCCUUUUCCAUCUACGACUUCGACGGAAAUGACACCAUGGAUGCCUUUUACCUCGGCGAUUGUUUGCGGGCCUUGAAUCUCAACCCGACGGUCGCCAUGGUGGAGAAAAUGGGUGGCACUAAAUUGCGCAAGCAAAAAGUCUUCAAACCGGAGGAAUUCUUGCCAAUCUUCGCCGAGGUGAAGAAUUCCAAGGACGAAGGGAACAUUGACGACUUUUUGGAAGUGCUCAAAUUGUACGACAAACGUGACGAUGGCACCAUGAUUUUCGAUGAACUGAAACACAUCCUUAUGGCUAUCGGUGAGUAUCAUUAUUUUUCACAUACAUUGCCUGGAAAGAUGGCCGAUGGAAUCAACGAUCAGCGAUUAAGAUUAUAA
Molecule: messenger RNA, 411 nt
Organism: Notodromas monacha
Lineage: Eukaryota; Metazoa; Arthropoda; Ostracoda; Podocopida; Cyprididae
Source: the annotation of a GenBank genome assembly